This is a messenger RNA of Auanema sp. JU1783, 1824 nucleotides long. The record is from the annotation of a GenBank genome assembly. NCBI's taxonomy places the organism in Eukaryota, Metazoa, Nematoda, Chromadorea, Rhabditida, Rhabditidae.
AUGCCUACGGUUGGAAUUAAGAAGGUUGUCCUCGACAAGCAUUUUCAGAGGGUUUACAGUGAAAAGGAGUUCGAUGAGCUCUGUUUUGAGUAUGGUCUUGAACUUGACGAAAUUACUUCCGAGAAAGCUGCUGUGGAAAAGGAACGCCAUGUAGAUGAGAAAGAAGCGUCGGCGUUAUCGGACCAAGAAGUCUACAAAAUUGAUAUCCCAGCUAAUCGCUAUGAUCUUUUGAGUGUGGAAGGUCUUGCCCGCGCUAUUCGUAUUUUCAAGAAAGAAAUCAACCAACCAGAGUAUAAAGUAGUGAAACCAAGUGGACCUACUCAAAUAAUUAAAGUCAAAAAAGAGACUUCAUCUGUUCGUCCAUUUGUAGUUGGUGCCGUUUUGCGUGAUAUUCAGUUUGAUGCAGAUAAUUAUGCAUCUUUCAUCGAUCUCCAGGAUAAACUGCAUCAAAAUAUCUGCAGGAAACGAACACUUGUUGCUAUAGGAACUCAUGAUCUAGAUACUAUUGAAGGUCCUUUCGAGUAUAGAGCGGAAUUACCUAAGGAUAUCAAGUUCAAACCCUUGAAUCAAACCAAAGAGUAUACCGCCGAGGAAUUGAUGACUCUUUAUGCUACUGAUAGUCAUCUGAAAGCCUACUUGCCUAUUAUUCAAAACCAUGAACGCUAUCCUGUUAUCUACGACAGUAAAGGUGUUGUAUGUUCACUCCCUCCAAUCAUUAAUGGCAUGUUGACUUCAAGUAAUGCCUCUAGUCAUAUAAUUGUUGCAGGAGAACAUUCUAAGAUCACCCUGAACACUAAGAAUGUUCUUAUUGAAUGUACCGCUACCGACUUGACGAAGGCUAUUGUAACGCUGGACACUAUUGUUUCUUUAUUCAGUCAAUACUGUGCCAAGCCUUUCACUGCUGAGCCUGUUCAAGUUGUGUAUGAAGAAGAUGGAAGAGAAGAGUUGUACCCUAAACUCACUUAUCGCGAUGUCAGUGUGAAGACACCAACUAUCAACACAAAAAUUGGAUUCCAAUUGGAUGAAACCACUAUGGCUGAUCUUUUGACUAGAAUGUCCUUAACUGCUACAGUAGUUGGUAAAGAGUCUCUAAAAGUUAAAAUCCCUCCAACACGUCACGACAUUCUACACGAAUGUGAUAUCGCUGAAGACGUUGGAAUCGCCUACGGUUUCAACAACUUAGUUGUUGGACUACCAGAGUCUAACACGGUUGCGAGUGCUCUUCCUGUGAAUAAGCUUUCUGAGUUGUUAAGGCAAGAAGUGGCCAUGGCAGGUUGGACUGAAGCUCUCAGUUUUGCCCUAUGCAGCAGAGAAGACAUUUCUACGAGGCUUCGUAAACCUGAAGCUCUCAAUGAAGCAGUUCAUAUCUCGAAUCCAAAAACACAAGAGUUUCAGGUUGCUCGAACUUCCUUACUCCCUGGUGUUCUGAAAACUUUGUCUUCAAAUAGAGAUAUGCCACUGCCUUUGAAACUGUUUGAGUUACAAGAUGUUAUUCUUACUGAUUCCACGACUGAUGUUGGAGCUCGCAACGAGCGUCGGUUAGCUGCCGUUUAUUACAAUAAGUCUGCUGGGUUUGAAAUUGUUCAUGGAUUUCUUGAUCGUCUUAUGCGACUUCUCGAUGUGAAUCCCGGAAAAACAGACAAGGGAUACUAUAUUGUUGCAGAAGAUGAUGCUACCUAUUUCCCGGGAAGAUGUGCGGCUAUUUACGGUCCUAAUAAUGUUAAAAUCGGCUAUCUGGGUUCUCUACAUCCUGAAGUAAUAACAUCUUUCGGGCUCACACUUCCAUGUGCUGCAAUCGAGAUUAACCUCGAACCAUUCAUCUGA